AUGACGUCCAACAGCCGGGAAAGCUCAGCAGGGGCCAGAGCGGCCGCGCGGGGCGGUCAGUCCCGGCGGCGGCGGCAGGAGGGCGCCGAGAGGGAGCCGAGGGCCCCGCGGACACGGAGACGGGCGGCGGCCGCCCAGGGGGCGCCCCAGGGGCUCCCCCAAGCGCCCGCGGCGCCGCCGCGCCUCGCGGGGCCGGACCCGGCACGGGCGCCGCCAUCUUCGGAACGCCCGCGGCACCGCCCCCCGCGGCGGCCGAGCCAAUGGCAACGCGCGAUGGGGCCGGAGCGGCCAAUGGCAACGUGCGCCGGGGAAGCCGGCUCGGCCAAUAGCAACGCGCGGACGGGAAGCCGGAGUGGCCAAUGGCAACGCGCGGAUGGAACUGGACCAGCCAAUGGCAACGCGCGAUGGGGCCGGAGCGGCCAAUGGCAACGCGCGGAUGGGACUGGACCAGCCAAUGGCAACGCGCGAUGGGGCCGGAGCGGCCAAUGGCAACGCGCGGACGGGAAGCCGGAGCGGCCAAGCCGGCGGGCGGGAACGAGCGGCUGCGGGGAGCGGGUCGCGCGCGCCUUCGGCCCCGGGCUGGUGCGGGUCCCGGGCAGGGGCGCUUCUGCCGUCUCCGCGGCCCGGGGGGGUCAGACCCAGGCCUGGCCCGUGCAGGGCGGGCAGGCCCCGUCUGGGGUCAGCGCUGCCCUCCCGGGCCCGCGUCGCCCACGGCCGCUGGCGUCGAAGGGUCGAGAAACAGAACCGGCCGUUUGGACGGACCGGGCAGCGGGGGCCCCGGGCCAGCCCCCCGGACUCCGAACCCGGACCUGGUACCGGGAUCACUCCCGGCGCCGCCUGGGGGCACCAGAUGGGCUCUGGGCCUAA
Messenger RNA from Sorex fumeus (smoky shrew), 867 nucleotides. Its product is annotated as translation initiation factor IF-2-like. The record is from RefSeq and is a predicted model, not a curated record. Bases 1 to 867 code for a protein of 288 amino acids. The transcript has a single exon. NCBI's taxonomy places the organism in Eukaryota, Metazoa, Chordata, Mammalia, Eulipotyphla, Soricidae.